AUGAAUGCUGUCACACUGUUGAAGCAGAACUCACUGUCCCCCCCUGCAGGUCAGUCUAUCGUGGGCUGUAAGUCGGUGGUCAUCCAGGACCAGGUGUUUGUCAUCGUGGCGCAGCUCUUCGGCGGCUCACACAUCUACAAGUUCGAUGAGGACCAGAGUCGCUUCGUCAAGUUCCAGGACAUCGAGGUGUCCAAGAUCUCCAAGCCCAACGACAUCGAGGCGUUCCAGAUGGCGGGGGACUGGUUCUUCGUCAUCGCAGACAGUUCCAAGGCAGGCCUGUCCACGCUGUACCGCUGGAACGAUAAAGGGUUCUACUCCCACCAGUCCCUGCACGAGUGGUUCCGCGACACGGACGCCGAGUUUGUGGACCUGGACGGGAAGGCCCACCUGAUCCUCGCCAGCCGAUCUCAGGUGCCGGUGAUCUACCAGUGGAACCGCGCGUCCCAGCGCUUGGUGCUGCAGGGGGAGAUCCCCAACAUGGAGGACGUGGUGGCGGUGAAGGCGUUCAGCGUGGACGCGGCGCUCUUCCUGGCCAUGACGCGCUACAUCGGCGACUCCAAGGUGCUGCGCUGGAGCAAGAGCGCGCCCCAGCUGUUCUCGGAGGUGCAGGCGCUGCCGUCGCGCGGGGCCAUGAUCCUGCAGCCCUUCAGCUUCAAGCGCCGCCACUACCUGGCGCUCGGCAGCGACUACACCUUCUCACGCAUCUACGUGUGGGACGCCGACAGCGGAAGCUUCCGCCGCUUCAAGGAGGCCUACAUCCAGGCGCCGCGCUCCUUCACCACCGUCUCCACCGACCGCCGAGACUUCCUGUUCGCCUCCAGCUUCAAGGGCAGCACGCAGAUCUACGAACACAUCCUCAUCGACCUCAGCCUGUGAGGGUCUCACACACACACACACACAUCCGUCUGCAUCAUUGAGUCUUUUGCAUUUCUAGUAUGCCUAAGUAGUAGGUAGUAGUGGGCCCAGUUAGCUUGUGAAGCGGCCCUGUAGUUCAGGUAGACUCGGCGAUACUUUAUUUAUUUGUUGAGUUUAUUAUCCUUUUGCACUGAAUGAGGAACUUUAAGCAUUAUGACAUCAUCUCUUGUAUUAUCUGUUGCCAUGGCGAUGAUUAUGAUGAUGACAAUGACAGGGUUCUUGUGUACAAUGCCUUAUCAGAUCACAUGGGACAGACACACACACACACAAAUAACACACAACACAUGCACACACACAGUUCAAGUUGACUGGUAUUUAACAGAUGUGUUUAUCCAAAGCGAUAUGGAACUGCAAGUUUGGGGGUCAAUCCUGGACUGACCGAUUGAUGAAGCUACCACUUCUCCAAAACAAACCCACACACACACACACACACACACACACACACAUGCGAAAAGCACUUGCUUUGUAGAUAUCCUAACACAAGAUUGUACUCGUGGUAUUUUACGACCCUGGACAGCCUCCACCUCCCUUGAACCCUCCAACCCAUGAGUCUCCCUGGAGAUGGAGGAAGUGACACGUCAUUCUACACGCUGGAGAUGGGGGAAGUGACACGUCAUUCUACACGCUGGAGAUGGGGGAAGUGACACGUCAUUCUACACGCUGGAGAUGGGGGAAGUGACACGUCAUUCUACACGCUGGAGAUGGAGGAAGUGACACGUCAUUCUACACGCUGGAGAUGGAGGAAG
Messenger RNA from Sardina pilchardus (European sardine), 1661 nucleotides. Its product is annotated as leucine-rich repeat LGI family member 2-like. Gene Ontology annotation, biological process: inhibitory synapse assembly. The transcript has 2 exons. NCBI's taxonomy places the organism in Eukaryota, Metazoa, Chordata, Actinopteri, Clupeiformes, Clupeidae. The coding region runs from base 1 to 876 and encodes 291 amino acids. The record is from RefSeq and is a predicted model, not a curated record.